AUGUCCAAGUGUGCCUUUGGAGUUUCUACUAUUGAAUAUUUGGGCCACAUCGUCCCUAGGCAAGGAGUUUCAGCUGAUCCUUCCAAAUUAAACGCAGUGGCUAACUGGCCUGUACCUACUUCUGUUAAAAGUUCAAGAGGAUUUUUGGGUCUCACAGGCUAUUAUCGGAAAUUUAUUCCUUACUAUGGUAGGGAAAGUUUCCCUUUGACUCAGUUAACUAAGAAGGAUGAAUUUUUGUGGACUCCAGAGGCUACUGCUGCCUUUCACAAACUCAAGGAACUCAUGUUAUCUCCUAGCGUUCUCGCCUUGCUAGAUUUUACAAAACCUUUUAUCAUUGAGAAUGAUGCUUCUGGAUCUAGUAUAGGAGCUGUGUUACAACAGGAAGGCAGGCCUAUUGCUUUUACCAGCAAGACUCUUGGUCCUAGAAACUUAAGUUCUAGCUGUUGCUGGUCCUACACAAUCACCUCAUGCACCAUCUCUUUCUACAACAAAUCAUUUACUUAA
Molecule: messenger RNA, 504 nt
Organism: Prunus armeniaca (apricot)
Lineage: Eukaryota; Viridiplantae; Streptophyta; Magnoliopsida; Rosales; Rosaceae
Source: the annotation of a GenBank genome assembly